AUGUCCGGUAAAAUCAUCAACAAAGCAAAAGCCAAUACUGACAACACCAGGCCUAAAAUCGUCUGGGACAACAGCGAUUUGGGCGAUGUCCUACCCGGACAUGAUGACCCCUUAGUCAUCCAAGCAAUAAUAGCUAAUUUUGGUGUUAAUCGCGUGUUUGUUGACCACGGCAGCUCUGCUGACAUCUUAUUUUUACUUUGUUUUAGGGCGUUAGGGUUUGCGCUAAAUGAUUUAACCGCUGUUGUUGGUGAAAUGUCAGGUUUUAAUGCAACAGUAACCAAGCCCCUUGGCAUGAUAAAUCUACGCUUGUCAAUGGGAACGCCGCCCACUUCAAAGUCUGCAGACAUCCAGCUCCUGGUUCUCGACACCCCGUCAGCAUACAAUGCCAUCCUCGGAAGGAGGAUGUUUGCCGCUUUCGAGGCGAGUGUGUCUCAUCCACACUUGGAAAUGAAGUUUGUAGCAAGGGAUAACAAAGUCGCAACGGUUAAAGGAGACCAAAUGGUAGCACGAAGCUGUUACAACAUAUCUUUGAAACCGGAAACCAUGGUUUCCUUCAAGGACCAACCUGCCCCCCAAUUCAUAACAACCCAGGUAACUGAAGAAAACCCUGGCAAUAGUAAUAAGGAUAUUAAUCAGUGUUUCUUGUAG
Molecule: messenger RNA, 648 nt
Organism: Gastrolobium bilobum
Lineage: Eukaryota; Viridiplantae; Streptophyta; Magnoliopsida; Fabales; Fabaceae
Exons: 1
Coding region: 1-648 (215 amino acids)
Source: RefSeq, a predicted model, not a curated record